Molecule: messenger RNA, 4435 nt
Organism: Miniopterus natalensis
Lineage: Eukaryota; Metazoa; Chordata; Mammalia; Chiroptera; Miniopteridae
Gene: RORB
Product: RAR related orphan receptor B
Biological process (GO): regulation of transcription by RNA polymerase II
Cellular component (GO): nucleus
Molecular function (GO): melatonin receptor activity; zinc ion binding; RNA polymerase II cis-regulatory region sequence-specific DNA binding
Source: RefSeq, a predicted model, not a curated record
AUGUGUGAGAAUGAGCUCAAAUCCAAAGCUGACGCCACUGCACAAAUUGAAGUGAUACCAUGCAAAAUUUGUGGCGAUAAGUCCUCCGGGAUCCACUACGGAGUCAUCACGUGCGAAGGCUGCAAGGGAUUCUUUAGGAGGAGCCAGCAAAACAAUGCCUCUUACUCCUGCCCAAGGCAGAGAAAUUGUUUAAUUGACAGAACCAACAGAAACCGUUGCCAACACUGCCGACUGCAGAAGUGUCUUGCCCUAGGAAUGUCAAGAGAUGCUGUGAAGUUUGGGAGGAUGUCCAAGAAGCAAAGGGACAGCCUGUACGCCGAGGUGCAGAAGCACCAGCAGCGGCUGCAGGAGCAGCGGCAGCAGCAGAGCGGGGAGGCCGAAGCCCUCGCCAGGGUCUACAGCAGCGGCAUCAGCAGCAGCCUGGGCGGCCUGGGCGGCGAGGCCGGCGGCACCUACGCCAACGGGCACGCCAUCGACCUGCCCAAGUCCGAGGGUUAUUACAGCGUGGACUCCGGCCAGCCGUCCCCGGAUCAGUCGGGACUGGACAUGACUGGCAUCAAACAGAUAAAGCAGGAGCCCAUCUAUGACCUCACGUCCGUGCCCAACUUGUUCACCUAUAGCUCUUUCAACAACGGGCAGCUAGCGCCGGGGAUAACAAUGACUGAAAUCGAUCGAAUUGCACAGAACAUCAUUAAGUCCCAUUUGGAGACGUGUCAAUACACCAUGGAGGAGCUCCACCAGCUGGCGUGGCAGACCCACACUUACGAAGAAAUUAAAGCGUAUCAGAGCAAGUCCAGGGAAGCACUAUGGCAGCAAUGUGCCAUCCAGAUCACUCACGCCAUCCAGUACGUGGUAGAGUUUGCAAAGCGAAUAACAGGCUUUAUGGAACUCUGUCAAAACGAUCAGAUUCUACUUCUGAAGUCAGGUUGCUUGGAAGUGGUUUUAGUGAGAAUGUGCCGUGCCUUCAACCCAUUAAACAACACUGUUCUGUUUGAAGGAAAAUAUGGAGGAAUGCAAAUGUUCAAAGCCUUAGGUUCUGAUGACCUAGUGAAUGAAGCAUUUGACUUUGCAAAGAAUUUGUGCUCCUUGCAGCUGACUGAGGAGGAGAUUGCUUUGUUUUCAUCUGCUGUUCUCAUAUCUCCAGACCGAGCCUGGCUGAUAGAACCAAGGAAGGUCCAGAAGCUUCAGGAAAAGAUUUAUUUUGCACUUCAACAUGUGAUUCAGAAGAAUCACCUGGAUGAUGAGACCUUGGCAAAGUUAAUAGCCAAGAUACCGACCAUCACGGCCGUCUGCAACCUGCACGGGGAGAAGCUGCAGGUAUUUAAGCAAUCGCAUCCAGACAUAGUGAAUACGCUCUUUCCUCCGUUAUACAAGGAGCUCUUUAAUCCUGACUGUGCCACCGUCUGCAAAUGAAGGCAGCGACAGAACUGCCUCACAGCCCUGGAAUGCAUCACCAUUAAGACGAAAGCAAUGUGUUCAUGGAGACUUAAGGAAAAUGUCACUACAGCAACACUAGGAAUGUCCUGCACUUAAUAGAAUUACUUUUCACCGCUACAGUUUGAAGAAUGUAAAUAUGCACCUGAGUGGGGCUCUUUUAUUUGUUUGUUUGUUUUUGAAAUGACCAUAAAUAUACAAAUAUAGGACACUGGGUGUUAUCUUUUUUUUUUUAAUUUUAUUCGGGUAUGUUUUGGGAGACAACUGUUUAUAGAAUUUUAUUGUAGAUAUAUACAAGGACAGAGCAGUACUUUACAUGAAACUUUUCCUGUUGAUUGUUCAGAUAUAAUUUAAGAAAAUUCCACUUAAUAGACUUACCUAUUUCUAUGUUUUUAGGUAGUUGGUGCAUGUGUAAAUCUGUAGCUGUCUUGGAAAGCACUGUGCAUGUAUGUAAUAAGUAUAUAAUAUCUGAGAAUAUUAUAUAUGACCAUUACUUAUACAUGCACAUGCACUGUUGCUUAAAAUAUCAUACCUACUAGCAAAGGAGGUUCAGUCAGGCUCUCUUAUAUUAUUUACCUUCUGUGUUAUAUGUUACCUUUAUGUUAGACAAUCGGGAGUUUGCUUUCCCAACUGGAAUUUUUAUUUAUAGUCAAUGGCAAGAUGGUACCAAUUCAGAAAUAAGUCUAUAAAGGAAGAAUUAUAAUGCAUGGCCUCUAUCAAUGACAUCAAAGCCUUGUCAAGAUGGUACAUAUUGGGGGGGAAAUAGAAGUAUUUGUAGCCAUUUUCCUGUUUUAAGAAUUAGGCCAUAGGUAAUAUUAUGGAGUCCAGGACUUUUUUGACCAAACAAUAGAUUUUUCACCAGGACAUGCAAAACACAUUUUUUCUUUGGAUUUCAGGUUGUGAAAGAAACUUGAUUUUGGUGCUUACUGUGUCUUCAACAGAGAAAUACAGUCUGCAGGUUAAAACCACCAGCAAUUUUUUUCUGAUAAAAUUAAAGUAAAAGAAGCCAGGAUCCCAAUGCCAUUUCAUGUAAACAUUUUCUCUCUGACCAUUUUUUUCUUUUUUUUUUUUGCAAAGAAGUAAAAAGAAAAUAUACAAAGUAAAGAAGUAGUUCUUUAUAUCCAUUCUCAUUAAUAAGUUUGUUAGAAAAAGCAGCAAUAAAGGGGGAGGCAGGACCUUAUAUGUCCUUUAGUCUGGAGUCUCUAAUUCUUUCCAGCUCCAAAAUACUGUAUUAUAAAAACAUAGCAACUUGACAGAUUGGAAAAAAAGAUGUUAGGUAUUGUAUAAAACAAAUACACCCCAAAGCCAAAACGAUUAUCUUCUUAGCAACUUUUAAAAGAACAGAAUGCAAGAGGUGAGAAGAGGAUUGGAGAGUUUAGGCUUCCCAGUACAAAUUCUCAGUUCCCCACCUGCUCUUCAGAAAAGGCAAACUGAUCACCAGAAAAGGCGUAAAUUCUAAAGAGUUUGUUCUACCUGUGGUCUGAGGCCUUAUGCCUUUGAUCUUAUCCGAUCCAAAAUAAGAUUUUUUAAAAGGAAAGGAAAGGAGAACUUUAUGUAUGAAACAGUGAAAAUUAUGAUAUCCUGUAAGUGUAGCCCAGCCAUCAACUCAUGGAGACCUGCCCCUUUUUUCUUGUCUGACACACGCACAUGCAUGCACACGCACACACACGCACGCCUGCUUUGCAAAGUUUCCAUCAGUGGAAACUUUGAGUUCUGGCCCAUCUCUCAGGCUUUCCUGAAGUUACGUGGUCGAGAGCGGUCGCCACGAUGCCACAGAGCUCCUCCACAACAAUCAAACGGUAGUGCCAGCAUUUCCUUUUAGAAAACAGAGCCUUUCCCACCUCAUGAUUGAUGAAUUCCAGACCAAUGGGGAAAAACAAAAAGGCUUUAAAAUAAUGAAUCUCUUUCUCAACUACUGUUAUAUUCAAUUAAUUUAACUACAUUGAACCAAAUUAACUUCGGUGUCUGAGAAGACAGCUGUAGACAGCUUAUUAUGCUACUACAGGGACUCAGUUCUUUUUGGUGUAAAUGUCACUCCUGCUAGCUCUUUGUAUAAAGAAUUAAUUCCAAGAGUCAUAUUUCCUUCUAAUGGAAAGAUUACUUUACUGAUUGCUAGGAAAACAGGGUAAUGGAAGGCACUCAAUUAAACCAAGCUGUUUCCAAAUGCAAUGUAUGUUUUAUGAUUGGCUUGUGAUAGGCGAUGUUUAAUGUGUCUACUUGGUGUUUCCCUUUGAGCUUUGAACUUAUGUCAAAGUUUGUUUUCAUUGUUCUCUUGGCCUAGUGUUUUCCGUUGUCAGCCUGUAAUUCCUGCUCCAUUGCAAAGGGGAUCAUUUGUUUCCUCCAAUUUACCUUAGAGGAUUUAAAUUGGCUCAGUUGAUGAAGAGGCUGAGAAUUUUUUCAUCCCUUGUCCCACGGGUGAUGUAGGAAAAAAGAUUGUUCCCCACAUUUGCCUCAGGAGGUACUAGAUUUGAGUUUGUGUCAUUUCCACUAGUGCAGGCAUUUAACUGGGACGGCAAGAACCUUUUGAAGCUGGGGGAUUGGAAACAGCUAGAGACUGAACCAAAACAGCACGGUGGAAACCGUCCACGCUCAGCCCACUUCAGUUGAGAAAAGAGAUUUCCGUUUCUCGCCACAGUUGCCAAAUCUGUCCCUUAAAAGAGAAUCGAGUCAUAUUUUCGAUGGUAACAAAGCACUUUUAAAAGCUGCCCUUUAAACAUCUGCUGUGACUCCAUCUCGAGGUAUUUUGAAAUUUUGGUAAGAGCAACUUCCUUUACCACAUGUGAUUUCCAUCCCUUCCCCGUGAACACUCACCAAUGUCCAUGACACAUUCAUGACAAAGUGUGCACUGGAAAAAACACCCCGCGCCCUCUACUUUCCACCCCGUGCUUCGUAAAUGACAAUCACUGCUUGAUGCAGAUGUUGCACUGUAUCCACUCAGGGAUGUUUUAUUUUUUAAAAAAAAUUUUUAAAGGUACAUCAAGAAGGAAGGGAAGGGGGGAAA